AUGUCUUCUCAACAAAAUCGAGAUUUUGAUUUAAUAGAUUUACUUCUACCGUCAGAAGAAUUGUCAUACCCAACUUCUGGAAAAUGUUAUUGUGGAAAAGAACAAAGCAACCUUUACAAAUAUAAAAGAUGUAUUCUAAAUGUAAGCAUUGCAGAUUGUCUUGGGAUUACUAAAGAUCCUACUUCAAACUAUAUGAUUGUUAUGAAAUAUUAUGAAGGUGGAGACUUGCAUUCAUACCUUGAAGAAGUAAAUGGAAUUCUUUGUUGGAGAGAUAUUAUUGAUAUGCUAUGGGCAAUUUCAGAAGGAAUUAAACAUAUUCAUGAUUGUGAGUUAAUUCAUGGAGAUCUUCAUGGAGGUAAUCUAUUAGUUGAGAAUGAACAUGACUCAGUAAAUGUAUUCGUUGCUGAUGUAGGAGUACACGGUCCAGUUAAAAAAAAAAAUCCAAAUGAAAUUUAUGGAGUUCUUCCUUAUGUAGCUCCUGAGAUUUUGAAAGGAAGUCCAGCAACAAACCUUUCAGAUAUUUACAGCUUUGGAAUUAUCAUGUGGACACUUUCUGCGGGUAUUCGUCCAUGGUGUAAUAGACCACAUGAUCUUAAAUUAGCUAUGGAAAUUUGUUCUGGUCUUCGUCCUAAAACGAUUGAUGGUGCUCCAGACGUUUACACUCAAUUAAUGAAACAAUGUUGGCAUUGUGAUCCUUCAAAACGACCAACUGCAUCAUAUUUAUGUGAGCUUUUAGGAAGUUGGGUAACUGCCAUUUGCGAUAAUCCAAUUCCAUCGGAAUUAUCUGAUCAAUUUGAUAAAGCUGAGGAGAGAAAAUUUUUGGAUUUAGAAAAGAACCAAUUCCACCAACAAAAGAUUCAUCCUCAAGCUUUUUAUGUAAGCAGGAGCUUGUAUUUUCCUGAACUAGUUAACCUUUGCUAG
Funneliformis geosporum is the source of this 921-nucleotide messenger RNA. NCBI's taxonomy places the organism in Eukaryota, Fungi, Glomeromycota, Glomeromycetes, Glomerales, Glomeraceae. The record is from the annotation of a GenBank genome assembly.